Chiroxiphia lanceolata (lance-tailed manakin) is the source of this 525-nucleotide messenger RNA. It is a transcript of the gene NDUFB9, whose product is annotated as NADH:ubiquinone oxidoreductase subunit B9. The transcript has 4 exons. Gene Ontology annotation, biological process: mitochondrial electron transport, NADH to ubiquinone. The coding region runs from base 1 to 525 and encodes 174 amino acids. Lineage: Eukaryota; Metazoa; Chordata; Aves; Passeriformes; Pipridae. The record is from RefSeq and is a predicted model, not a curated record.
AUGGCCGCGUACCUGACGCACCAGCAGAAGGUGUUGCGGCUGUACAAGAAAUCCCUGCGGCACCUCGAGUCCUGGUGCAUCUACCGGGACAAGUACCGCUACUUCGCCUGCCUCCUGAGGGAGCGCUUCGAUAAGAACAAGGAUGUGAAGGACAUGGUGAAAGCCACCCAGCUGCUGAGGGCGGGCGAGGAGGAGUUCUGGGCCAACCAGCACCCCCAGCCCUACAUCUUCCCCGAUUCUCCCGGGGGCACGUCCUACGAGAGAUACGAGUGCUACAAGAUUCCUGAAUGGUGCUUGGAUUUCUGGCAUCCUUCUGAGAAGGCAAUGUAUCCUGAUUACUUUGCCAAACGAGAGCAAUGGAAGAAGCUACAGCGGGAGAGCUGGGAAAAAGAGAUUAAGCAGUUGGAGGAAGAAACCCCAGCGGAUGGUCCAAAAACUGAAGCUUUGCCUCCAGCUCGGAAGGAAGGGCACCUGCCCCCGCUGUGGUGGCAGUACGUCACCCGGCCCCGGGGAAUACCCAUGUAA